AUGGCGGUAGUAGCCAAGGCAAUGGUCCCACACGUCUCAUCAUCGGAAACAGAAGCCGCCGGCAAACCAUCCACUUUGACAGGGUGCAAGCUCUCGUCAUCUCCUCAAGUGGGCGAUGCAUUGCCGCGGACUACACGACCUGCCAGCCCGACAGUGAAGCUGCAAUACGGCCACUUCGACUUCCAAGCCUUUGCUCUUACGAAAGGUGAAAUGCGCUGUUGUUGCAACGUAGCUGAUUGGAGCUGGCAAGGAGAAAGUGCAGUGUUGGAUUACGAUGUGCGACGUCGAUCGAGCCGAGCGUCCAUAGAAAAUCUCUGCUGA
Molecule: messenger RNA, 321 nt
Organism: Ustilago hordei
Lineage: Eukaryota; Fungi; Basidiomycota; Ustilaginomycetes; Ustilaginales; Ustilaginaceae
Exons: 1
Coding region: 1-321 (106 amino acids)
Source: RefSeq, a predicted model, not a curated record